AUGUCGAAGAUCACUCUGUUUAUUGCUUUCGUUUGCCUUUGCGUGGUCGUUCAGGCCCAAAGUGAUAGAGAAAUUUGCAGGCGUAUUAAUGAGAGAUGUCUGUCGAGGGCUGAAAGGAAUGGAAGGAACAACGAAGUCUCGGACAUUUUCAACGAAAACUGCCGUCGUAACGACAGGAACUGGCGCAGCAUCUCCCGAUGCGAACUCGCUAGGGCCACUUGUAUUUUGACCCUUGAACGAUGUGAUACCCUGUCCUGUGACAAUGUACGGCGAGCUCUCGAACGUAGACCCACCGAGUAA
This is a messenger RNA of Drosophila takahashii, 300 nucleotides long. RefSeq names its product Ecdysone-induced gene 71Eb (gene Eig71Eb). The record is from RefSeq and is a predicted model, not a curated record. Lineage: Eukaryota; Metazoa; Arthropoda; Insecta; Diptera; Drosophilidae.